CUGGUUAAUCAUUUCAUUAUCACAAUAGUAUUUUUUUUUUUUUUAACCAUAACCCCUCUCUCCUUCUCUCUCUCAUCGCCCUCCGACGGAACCUUCCCCUCCCGGCCGCCGUACGCCGCCCCUCCCCACCACCACUUCACUAAUCCCCACAUAAUAGCCUAACCCUUUUUUGUACUCUCUGUUACCUCCAUACAUAUAAAGACACUGGAGGUAUCUCUGUCUCUCUGUACUUUCACUUUAUUAUGUGCGUACCACACUGUCUCUGUUGAUUCUCGCGAGAUCUGGAGCUAAUUCCACGAUCGGAGUAGCUUUUGGAUGUUUGCUCAUGAUUUAUUCACCAUAAAGCUCAAAUCUUUGUUUGGUUAUGCAUUGCGGCUUAAUUUCAACGAGUAAGACUUUGAGCUUGUGAUGGAUUUCCUUCUGAGAGUUGGGCUUUGAAUUUUUUGGAGUUUCGAAUUUCUUCAUGGAACCAAACAGAGAGGAGGCUCUUAGAGCUAAAAUAAAUGCUGAGAAGCUAUUUGCCGAGAAAGACUUCACGGGUGCAAGGAAUUAUGCUUUAAAGGCUCAAAUGCUUUUCCCAGAACUGGAGGGUAUAUCUCAAAUGGUGGCUACAUUUGAAGUGUAUAUUGCUUCUGAGGUUAAGGUUAAUGGAGAAACUGAUUUCUAUUCAAUUCUUGGGUUGGCACCGUCAGCAGGGACUGCUAAGUUGAAAAAGCAGUAUAAGAAGAUGGCUGUGUUGCUCCACCCUGAUAAGAACAAAACUGUGGGAGCUGAUGGGGCAUUCAAGCUCGUGUCAGAUGCAUGGACUCUGUUGUCUGAUAGUUAUAAACGUAGCAAUUAUGAUUUCAAGAGAAAUGGGCAAGUACCCUCUGGGGUUGUCCAGACAAAUUCACCUUCAGUUUCUCAUGGACUAGACACUUUCUGGACAGUGUGCACCUCCUGUCAGGUUCAGUACGAGUAUCUGCGGAAAUACUUGAAUAAGAGACUUUCAUGUAAGAACUGUCGUGGUAUUUUCAUUGCCGUGGAAACUGGAACUGCCCCCAUGAAUGGCUCUUUCCCUUAUUCUCAGUGGUCGUACAUGCCUGAUAAUGGGUAUGGUAGCCAUGCAUACAGUGGGGUUGCUUAUGUCCCAACUACUCCUGUAUAUUAUACAGCAAACGGGGAUGCGGGAUUUCAUUCUGGGCAUGGGUCUGAGUAUGUUUCUAAUGUGUCAUUUCAGUUGAGCUCGUUUCCUGGAGCUUCUGCUGGAGUUGUUGAUCCUCAUAAGCGAAAUACUCAAUCUGCCAGUGGUAUAUAUCAUGGAAAUGGAAACAGUAGUGGAGGAAGAUCUGUCGGGAAGCAUCAGAUAAAUUAUGCUGCAGCUGACGUGGGUUCCAACGUGGUUGUCAGCUAUGAUGAACCUUCAGUCCGUAAGGUUCGCAAGGUGAGAGGACCCUAUAAGAAAAGGAAGCUUGACAUGGGAAGUGCUUCUAGUUAUGAGAAUCAAGAAUUGGCUUCAAAAGCUAAUGCAGAAGUGAGAAUGGUAGACGGGAAUGGAAGUACCAGACUUAACUCUAAGGUAACCAGCCCAGCUGAUAUCCCAACCAGACGUUGCUCUGCUGCCCCUGCAUUUGAUGCAAGGAAGUUAUUGAUGGACAGAGCAAGAACAGAAAUUCGCCAAAAACUGGAAGAAUUGAAGGUGGCUGCAGCUGCUGCGGCUGCAGCUGCUGCGGCUGCAGCUGCUGCCGCUGCUGCUAGUGAGAAAAAUGCGAAGGCAUGUGACGUAAUUGGUAAAAUUGGAGAGAAAUCUAACAGAGAGCUGAAGAAAAGUGGGUUAAUGUCAAUAACAGUCCCAGACUCGGACUUCCACGAUUUUGACAAGGAUAGGUCAGAGGAGUGCUUCAAGCCCAAACAAAUAUGGGCUCUAUACGAUGAAGAAGAUGGUAUGCCAAGAUUGUACUGCCUGAUUCGCGAGGUCAUUUCAGUCAAUCCUUUCAAAAUUCAUAUUAGUUACCUGAACUCAAAAACUGAUAGUGAAUUCGGGUAUGUGAACUGGGUGGAUUCUGGGUUUACCAAAUCGUGUGGGAACUUCAGGGCGGUUAAUUCCGAAGUUGUUGAACAAGUCAAUGUCUUCUCUCAUCAUAUGAGCAGGGAGAAGGUUGGUCGCGGCGGAUGCAUUAGAAUCUACCCUAAAAGUGGGGACAUUUGGGCCGUAUAUCAAAAUUGGACACGGGAUUGGGACAGAACAACCCCAGAUGAGGUGAGGCACCAGUAUGAGAUGGUGGAAGUUCUUGACGAUUACUCUGAAGAGCUUGGAGUCUGUGUCACUCCACUGGUUAAAGUAGAUGAAUUCAAGACGGUUUAUCAGAGGAACAAGAACAAGGAUGUGAUAAGGUGGAUUCCAAGGAGAGAGAUGUUGCGAUUUUCACACCAGGUGCCAUAUAAGUUACUCAAAGGCGAAGGCAUCAACUUGCCUGAAGGGUGCUGGGAUUUGGACCCAGCUGCAACUCCAGAUGAGCUUCUUUCGGCUGCAAGUGAAGUGAAGACUGAAGUCGAGAUGUGCGAAGCAGAAAACUGAAGUAGUGGGGGAAGUUGAAUUUAGAAUUGUUUCUGACAGUCUUUAAGAUUGGAAAUGUACAGAUUUAAACACAGAGUCAACUGUCAAGGGUCAAUUUCUCAUAGAAUUAGCUAUAGAUUGGAGGAUCACAAGCUGAUCACCGCGGCGUAGACCCUGGAUUGUUUUAGAGCUUUCUAUAUUUAUUCAGCCUCUUGAACCUGGAUUCCCAGCUGUAUUGACUGCUUAUUUACUGAAAUUGAUAUUUGGCUUCCUUCUUUA
Messenger RNA from Rhododendron vialii, 2815 nucleotides. RefSeq lists its product as uncharacterized. The record is from RefSeq and is a predicted model, not a curated record. NCBI's taxonomy places the organism in Eukaryota, Viridiplantae, Streptophyta, Magnoliopsida, Ericales, Ericaceae. The transcript is spliced from 2 exons. The coding region runs from base 464 to 2557 and encodes 697 amino acids.